Messenger RNA from Penicillium nucicola, 2448 nucleotides. RefSeq lists its product as uncharacterized. Gene Ontology annotation, molecular function: chromatin binding. The coding region runs from base 1 to 2448 and encodes 815 amino acids. The record is from RefSeq and is a predicted model, not a curated record. The transcript has 2 exons. Gene Ontology annotation, biological process: DNA damage checkpoint signaling; mitotic DNA replication checkpoint signaling; DNA repair. NCBI's taxonomy places the organism in Eukaryota, Fungi, Ascomycota, Eurotiomycetes, Eurotiales, Aspergillaceae.
AUGGACAGUCGUCCCUCAAAGAGACGCAAAUCCGACAAGGAUGAUCCUUCUGUAUCACGGUCUCGAUCUAUUAAAUCUUCUAAAUCUGCAGAAAUAAAUCCCUCUGAACCCGUCACCCUCUCCUCUCGUCCUAAACCAGAAUCGCGCGCAUCAAACCGCCUGCCCUCGUCCUCGCCCUCUCCAAUUAAAAAGACCAAGUCGUCACCAAAGCCAGAUUCCAAGUCCAAGUCCUUGCAUACUUUUUUCAACCCGGCGACGGAAACACAACGAUGGGCUCCCCCGAAGCCCGAGAAGAAACAAGCCCUCCCACCAGUCAUAGAGACCGUGGAUGUCGAUCUGAUCGAAGACGACUAUGAUUCCUACGACGAGAUAUUCACUCAACAUCUGGCCAGAGAGCGGACGGGUCUGGCGGCUAGUGUAGGCUCCAAGACGCGUCCUCCUGCGCCUAAACCACCUCCCCAACCGCGAAAAAAGACACAAUCAAAACGAUUCAUCUUACCACCAGAUGAACCGAGUCGAGCUCGGAACAAGCAGGUAACCCCCCAGCUGGCUGGGGAGUCUGACCUGCGCCCAUGGGCUCAACGAUUCGCCCCAGCUAAUCUAGGCGAGUUGGCUGUCCACAAGAAAAAGGUCUCCGACGUGCAACAUUGGCUGGAAGAUGCCUUUUCAGGGAGACAGCCGGAGAGGUUACUCGUCCUGCGCGGUCCGGCAGGCAGUGGGAAAACCACUACUAUCAAUCUUCUUUCCGAAUCAGUUGGUUAUGAUAUUAUCGAAUGGAAGAAUCCACCCGUUUUGGAUUUUGGCUCCAGGGACUAUCAAUCUGUGAGCGCUCACUUUGAGGAAUUUCUUGGACGUGGUGAUAAGUUUGGAGGACUUGACCUUGAGGGUACCGACAGUUUCGAUGCCCAGCAAGAGAAGUCUCGGGAUCAUCGAAUCCUGCUCAUCGAGGAGUUUCCAACAGUACUGACUCGGGGCUCCUCGCACAUCACUUCUUUCCGAGCGUCUCUGCAGCGCUAUUUGGCGGCCGCGACCACUGAUCAUACACUUGGCAUGGCUGGUUUGGCCCAUCCACCUGUUGUAAUCAUUGUAUCUGAAACACUGCUGGGGUCUGCAUCCUCAAUCUCAGACAACCUGACAGUCCAUCGAUUACUGGGGCCAGCCAUCUACAAUCACCCCGGGACGACGAUUCUCGAUUUCAAUGCCAUAGCACCUACAUUCAUGCAAAAGGCCCUACGAUCUAUUCUGGACAGAGAAGCGCGCGAAUCAAAUCGUGUACAACUUCCCGGCCCGGGAGUGAUCGAUAAAAUCUCUGAAAUUGGAGAUAUUCGAAGUGCAAUAUCAUCGCUUGAAUUCCUAUGCCUUAAGAGAGAAGGUGCCGGUAGAUGGGGUGGUAAUGUGGCCAAAACAAAAAAGGCCAGAGCCGAGGUCGCCCUGACGGCGAUGGAGCAAGAGUCUCUCAAGAUAAUCACGCAGAGAGAGGCCAGUUUGGGCAUGUUCCACGCCGUUGGGAAGAUAGUAUACAACAAGCGGAUGGACCCCAGUCUCGUCGAGGACAAUGUCGAGAUUCUUCCACCACCACCAGACUACUUGCGUCACUUCCACCGACCGAAAACCUCGCAGGUCUUGGUGAAUGAUCUGGUUGAUGAGACCGGAACAGACAUCUCAACCUUUGUCAGUGCUCUUCAUGAGAACUACCCACCGUCUUGUGACGGGAACGACUUUACGGAUUCUUUCAACAGCUGCAUCGAGGCACUCUCCGACAGCGAUAUUCUCAGCGCCGACCGCCGAAUAGGAGGCGCGCGCGCAGGAAUCGGUACCGGAGCUACUUCAUUCAGUAGCGGUAUUGAUGUACUCCGACAGGAGGAAAUGAGCUUCCAGGUUGCGGCGCGGGGCCUUCUUUUCGCGCUUCCAUACCCAGUGAAGCGAAAAGUUGGGUCAGGGGCUGCUCGAAGCCGCGUCGGUGAUGCCCACAAGAUGUUCUAUCCAGCAUCUCUGCGACUCUGGAGGGAAUCUGAAGAAAUCGACGGGCUCAUUGAUUCAUGGACCAAUCGGUUACUCGACCCUUUCGGUCAGUCUUUGACAGACUCAAACUAUGAUUUGACUGGUGUCAAAUCCUGGAAAACCCUCCAGGCAGGGAAGUCGGCGACAAUCAAUGCAAGUGCUAAAGACAAGCUCGCGAGCGUGAUCACCAUGAUACCUCGCCAUGAUCUUCUCCUGCAUCAGUUGCCCUACAUGGCUACUAUCCGACAUAAUGAUCCAGAGAGUUGGCAAUUGGAUAAGAUAACCAGCAUCAAGUCCAAUGUUAGUCUCCGUGAGGAUGGCAUGGAAGAUGCAGAGGAAUCUCCUCGACAAUGGCGGUCGAAGCAGCCCAGUAGUAAUGGCUUUGGACCUCGGCUUCCCCAGGAAGAAGAGAAGCUGUAUUUAAGUGACGAUGACAUAGUGGAUUAA